UUACUGGAUCAUUGAUGGGAAUAGAAGAUGGUAAAAAUUAUUAUUAUUGUUUUUAUUUUUUUUUUUUGAUAUGCUAAACAUGAAUGUAACUAUCUUUGACUAGGACUGCUCUUUCUUUCUUUCUUUCUUUCUUUCUUUCUUUCUUUCUUUCUUUCUUUCUUUCUUUCUUUCAGACAGUUUCUCACAAGUCUGGCUUUGAGUAGCCUACUGUUGUUACUGUUAUAACAGUUACAUGAAAUUAUUUAGUUUUUAAUUAAUUUUGAUAAGUUCACCUUUAUCAAUUGAUCACAAUAGAAUGCAAACGAGGAUAAAUAAUUUAGCUGGUGGGUUUAUGGUUUUAAACUCUAUGCUUAAAUGCAAUGCAAAAUAUCUCUGACUGUUUAUUUUAUCAGUAAUCAAGGCCUUCUGAACACAACUGAGUUAUAUUUGAAUUCCUAGACCUAAAUAAAUAAAUGCCAAAUUUCAACCAAAAUUUCUUUUGUGAUGACUUUUCUGUACAGCAUUAUGAGCAAUAUGUAAUGCAACGUUCCUUAGAUUUAGACUAGAAAAUAUUACAGAAAUAUAACAUGACCAUAACAAGACAUAACAUUGGUAGUGUUAGAGUUGCUCUACGUUUUAAGCAGAAUCGUUUAGCUUAAGUAUUCUCUUUUCGAAACGUUGAAACCAUAAUCGCUGUUUUGACAAACCACGAGAGUAUUGCUGUAAAAUAAAUGAAAGCCAGAGGUCUGUGUCCUGAGGAAGCUACAUGCCAUGAGUAACAUACAACAGAUUCCACUGGUUCCAGGGCACGCUGCCAUUCUGAAAAAGUGUCAAAGUGCCUUUUGCCAUGCUGUUAAAGCAAAAUUUAAUUGCAUGGCUAUUCUCCACAACAUGGAAGAGGCUGGCUCCUUUGGUAGUAACAGUGGUGUCUUGCGUGCUGAGAAGAGGUACUCCACAAAGCUGUCCAACCGAGUGGAAAUAUCAAUCUGGAAAGAUGAUCUUACCCGUCAUCAAGUGUAUGCUGUGGUCAAUGCAGCCAAUGAGAAGCUUAACCAUACAGGAGGUCUUGCACAAGCCCUGAGUGAUGCUGGGGGACCAAUGAUCCAGAAAUGGAGUGAUGAUAUUAUACAGCGAGUGCAAAGAGUGAAAACCGGUGAUGCUGUGCUCACUCCUGCUGGAAAUCUCCCAUGUAAAUAUAUCAUACAUGCUGUUGGUCCCUGCUUGGCUCCAAACCCAAACAAGAAGGAUAUUGAUCGAGCAACACCCUUCUUAUAUAAUGCUAUCUUUAGAAUUCUAGAAAUAGCUGUAAUACAUAACAUUUCCUCUGUUGCUAUUCCUGCUCUGAGUUCUGGCCUUUUCCAUUUUCCAAGAGAUCUCUGUGCAGACAUUAUUAUAAAGGCUAUAAAGCAGUUCCAUGACUUGAAUGGGUUUCAAGGCAAGAACUUAGAAAUCCAUCUUGUUAAUAAUGAUGAACCCACUGUCCAAGAAAUGGAGAGAGCCACUAGAGCGAUUUUAGGUCCACCCAGCAUCUCUGCCGUGGAUCUCUACAGUGGAGCUUUGCAUUUGAAAACAUGGAGUAAGUCCCAAGUAUAUGUAACCGGGUGGAAGAAAAGACACACACACCGGAAGCAAAAUUAUGCUUUUCAAAAUGUGGGGUUUGUUUAAUCUGACUGCUGUUCAAAAAAAAUGACAGCGGUCGAUGGGAGCAAAACUUGAAUAAGCACACUUACAGAAGUAGAUUUUGGAUAGUUGAAGAUUUCACUAAUUACACCAUACAAAAAGAAAAAAAACUCUUAUCCAUAGUUUAAGCAAUCAAAAUCAGAGAAAUGACAAUCAAUUGUUGCAAAGAUAAGUUACGACAAUAAUUAGUGUCACUUCCAAUCGACUAGAUGUAAUUCAGAUGACUAUAUGCCACCACUGAAGUACAGUAAGAUGCAAGGUAAAAGACUAACAAAAAAACGCACCGGAGUCCACCGGAAAUAACCAAAUUACUUGAAAAAAAACAAAACAAAUGUUAAUACAGACUGGAAUACGGCAGUGGCUGAGGCACAGAAGAAAAAUAAAAGCACAUUAGCAAAGCCACACUCCCUUUGUUUCACAUAUUAACCAUGAACCAUAAGAAAAAUAAACCAGAAUCAAUCACAAAAUAGCUUUUAACACAUCUACAGCAGGUAAUAUAUAUAUAUAUAUAUAUAUAUAUAUAUA
Messenger RNA from Ctenopharyngodon idella (grass carp), 2184 nucleotides. Its product is annotated as protein mono-ADP-ribosyltransferase PARP9-like. Gene Ontology annotation, biological process: negative regulation of gene expression; positive regulation of type II interferon-mediated signaling pathway. The record is from RefSeq and is a predicted model, not a curated record. The coding region runs from base 751 to 1644 and encodes 297 amino acids. Gene Ontology annotation, molecular function: ubiquitin-like protein ligase binding; transcription corepressor activity. The transcript has 3 exons. Lineage: Eukaryota; Metazoa; Chordata; Actinopteri; Cypriniformes; Xenocyprididae. Gene Ontology annotation, cellular component: cytoplasm; nucleus.